GAUGAGCAAGGAGCUGGACGGCCUGCGGUCUGAGGCGGAGGCCCGCGCCGCGGAGUGCCGCGCCAAGUCGGCCCUCGUCGACGGGCUCAGGCGGGAGGCCGCCGAGCAGGCCGCCCGGCUGCGGGAGGCCAGGGAGGAGGUCCAGCGGCAGGCGGGGGAGAUCGCCGCCAAGGACCAGGAGGCCUCCUCCGCCAGGGAGGCGUGCGAGGACCUCCGGGCAAAGUUCGCGGAGAAGGAGCAGGCCUUCAGGCACCUCUGCGCCGCCCACGACGGCCUCAAGGCCAGCCUCCGGGAGAGGGGCGAUGGCUGGGACGCCGAGAGGAGGGGGCUCGUCGCCGCGCUGGAGGAGUCCGAGGUGAAGCGGCUGGAGCAGGAUGUGGCCGUGCGCUCCUGCAACGAGGAGGUUUCCCGGCUCAAGAGGCUCUUGUCAGAGAAGGAGAAGAGGUGCUCCGAGGCUGAGCAGAGGGCAUUGGCGCAGAGGGAGGUCAUGAUGAGGGAUGACACCCUCGCCAAGCUGGAGGAGGAGAAGGCUGCCAUCGAGGGCAAGCUCAAGUGGAAGGCCGAGCAGUUUCGGCACCUCGAGGAGGCCCUAAAGAAGGUCCGGGAUGAGUUCAGGGAUGCCGAGAGGCAGUGGGGCGCAGACCGGUCAACCUUGGCUGAUCAGAUCGGCGCCCUCGAGACCAAAUUGGAUUCCAAGACGAGGGUCGCCGAGGAGUUCCGGUCGAGGCUCGAAAUGUGCAGCCAGGCGUUGGCCCACGAGGAAGGCCGCAGGAAGCUGCUCGAAGCAGAGAUGUCUGAUUUGAGGCAUAUGUAUGGCAAUGUGGUUUCCGAGUAUGAAGAGGCCAGGUCGACCAUUGAGUUGCUGACGUCGAAGAGGGAUGGCGAGAUUGCGUCCUUGAGGAGCUCACUGGCUGAGAAAUCCACUUUGCUCAAUGAGAUGGAGUAUUGUAAGGCGCGCCUUGAUCAAGAGAAUGAGGAUCUGCGGUCCUUAUUUAAGGAGUACCAAGAGGCUCAGAUCGGCGGUGCAGAUGCCGCAGGGAUGUUGAAGGGUCUGCGGGAGAAAUUCCGAGCUCUGGAGCAGACACAUAGGAGCUGCAAUGAGAAGCUGAGUCAUAAAGAAACAGAGUGGAAAGCACAGAUGGGAAAGCUUGAGGAUGAUCUUAAUGGAUGCUUGUCACAGCUGCAUUCCAAAGAUAUGCUAAUCAGGCAAUUGCAAAAUGAGUUGCUGAGCAGUUAUAGCUCACUGGAGCUCCGAACUGUAGAGAACUUGGAAGCUUCAAUAGUCUGUCUUGCUGUAGAGGCAAAGUUCUACGAUUCCUGCUCAUUUGUUGAUACUUUAAAACUGAAUAUGCAGCAGCGCUGUGAAUAUUUUGAGCAGAAUAUCGCUGCUGCGAAAAGUCAGUUGGAGGAAAAGAACCUUGUCAUUGCUCAGUCCCAAGCUGAACAGGCACACCAAUUGGAGGUAAUGGCGACACUGCGCGGAAGAAUUGAACAGCUAGAAUUUAUGGAGCAGGAACAUGAAAAGAUGCAAAGGCAACUUGGGGAAUACAAAGAAAUGCUGGACAAUGCAUCAAGAAAUGUUCACUGCUUAAAAGAUGAGACUUCAGAGAAGGAAAAGAGCCUUAAGGAGGAAUUGGGGAAAGCUUUAAGUGAUCUCGAUGAAGCACACCGUGACCUUGAUGAGCAGAAAAGCCAACUGAGACAACUCGAAAUCAAUCUCCAUCAGCAAAAGCAAGCGGUUGAGCAUUUGGAAAAGCGAAAGAUUGACUUGGAGACUGAACUCAAGGGUUAUAUGGAUGACAACCAUGUACUGAAGAGAGAUCUGGAUGUUGCUCUUAACGCCAAAAUUGGAGCUGAGGUGGCUCUCAGGGAAGAAAAUGAGAAGUUACUAGGUGCUCUUGAUGAAGCAAACUGUGCCCUCUCCGAGAGUAAGAGCAAGAUUUGUGAGAAAGAAAUCACCCUUCACCGGCAAAGGCAAGAAGUAGAGCAUCUGGAAGAGCUGAGAGUUGAUAUGGAAACUAAGCUCAAGGGCUACGUCGAUGAAAAUGAUGUAUUGAAGAGGGAUCUUGAUGUCGCGACUGUUGCUAAAAUGAAAGCUGAGGAGACCCACACAGAAGAAAAGGAGAAGUUAUUGUUUGCUCUCAAUGAAGCAAACUAUGCUGUUUCUGAGGUGAAGGAAGAGCUGGACCAACUCAGGAUCAAUAUUCAUCAGCAAAAGCAAGCGCAUGAGUGUUUGGAAAAGUUAAAAGUUGACAUGCAAACUGAACUCAAGGGCUGCGUGGAUGAAAACAAUGUAUUGAAGAGGGAUCUCGAUGUCGCGACUAUUGCUAAUAUGAAAGCUGCGGAGAUCCACACAGAAGAAAAGGAGAAGUUAUUGUUUGCUCUCAAUGAAGCAAACUUUGCCGUUUCUGAGAUGAAGGAAGAGCUGGACCAACUCAAGACCAAUAUUCAUCAGCAAAAGCAAGCACUGGAGUGUCUGGAAAAGUUAAAAGUUGGCAUGCAAACUGAACUCAAGCGCUAUAAGGAUGAAAGUUGUGCACUAAAGAGGGACCUGGUUCUUUCUCUUGUUGCCAAGUUCGAAGUUGAGGACACCCUUAGAGAAGAAAAGGAUAAGUUAUCAAGCAUAAUUGAUGAGAGAGACAAGAUCAUUGAGGAGCUUCAGCAAUACAUCAGUGUGCUGGAAGAAGAUAAUGUGGGCCAAAAACUUGAUGUGGCCAGUCUUAUCAAGUCAGAGGUUAAGAAUUCCAUUCAAGAAGUGAACAACAGGUACUCUGAAAUUGUUGAAAUCUUUGACAAAAAGCUCUUGGAGCUCGAAACAAGGCUUGGUUUCUUUGAGCAGAAAUACACACGCAGAGAGCGUGAGAUUAUGGAAAUAUUUGAUCAAGAGGAGGCAGAUUGGUAUAUGCUAAUUGCAGAGAAGGAAAACGCUAUUGCUGACAUUCAAGAAAUUGUUGAAUCUGUUCAACUUAACAUAAAACAUCUUCUUGAUGCUGCUGCAUCAAAGCUCUCAGAAGUUCAGCUUGAGGUCCAGCAGCUUUAUGGCUUUGCAGAAAAUCUGAAUUCUCUGAAUCUCAUCCAAGAACAUGACAGUUAUUUCAAAGACAUGCUCAUUGAAGAGUGCCAAAGAGAGCUGGUGGCCCUGCAAAUGAAAUUGGUUCUAGAGAAAGAACAGUCGAGCGAUUUGAAGCAUGUUCUUGAGAAACUCAGAGCUGAAACCACUGCGGAGAUAUUAGAGAAGGAAAAGGAGCACCUGGAAGUAGUAAAUGAGCUGAAACAUUUGGAGGAAAGUAAAGAAAUGUUAGAAGAACACUUGGAAGAUUUGAAGUCUAGAACGAAGGACAUAUGUAAUGCUGCUUUUGAGGAAAGGAAACAGUUAGUUGAUGAGCUGAAUGGAAUCACCUGUACCAUUGGAGCAGCAGUUCAUGCAGAUGAGGAUCUGAAGGCAAGCUUGGCAAGGAUCAUGCAGAAAGCUAACGUCGAGGAACCUCUCUUGAGUUCUAGCAGCAAAGAAAUGAAUAGCUCAGAGAAUCCAAACGUGAGAAAUCAUUUGCCCCUGCCCAGGAACAAAGAUUUGGAGGAAAGUAAAGAAAUGUUAGAAGAACACUUGAAAGACUUGAAGUCCAGAACAAAGGAUAUAUGUAAUGUUGCUGUUGAAGAAAGGAAACGGUUAGUUGAUGAGCUGAAUGGAAUCACCUGUACGAUUGGAGCAGCGAUUCAUGCCGAUGAGGAUCUGAAGGCAAGCUUGGCAAGGAUCAUGCAGAAAGCCAACAUCGAGGAGCCUCUCUUGAGUUCUAGCAGCAAAGAAAUGCCUAGCUUAGAGAAACCAAACGUGAGAAAUCAUUCGCCCCUGACCAGGAACAAAUCUGCAGCUCUCCCAGAUAGAAGAUUGCCACUAAAAGAGAACAACUAUUAGUCUUGGUAGGUGAGGUCAGAUUGUGCACUGACAUUGUUGUAAUCUCUGUAUCCUAUUUCUUGCUGCCGUCUGUAUUAUUUUGUUUACACAGAAUGGCCAUGUUUAUCCGAAAUUUCCUUUGUCAGUUGCCUUUUAAACAAUCUGGCUAAUAAAUAGAAUGUGUUUGUUGUAGUCCAUUACCCACAGCUGUACCUUUAUCUACUGUUGAAUAGUUGGCUUAAUAAACUUUUCGUAAUCUUUUGCUGUA
Messenger RNA from Hordeum vulgare subsp. vulgare (domesticated barley), 4160 nucleotides. RefSeq lists its product as uncharacterized. Bases 2 to 3913 code for a protein of 1303 amino acids. The transcript has a single exon. The record is from RefSeq and is a predicted model, not a curated record. Lineage: Eukaryota; Viridiplantae; Streptophyta; Magnoliopsida; Poales; Poaceae.